Podospora anserina S mat+ is the source of this 447-nucleotide messenger RNA. RefSeq lists its product as uncharacterized. Bases 1 to 447 code for a protein of 148 amino acids. The transcript has a single exon. The record is from RefSeq and is a predicted model, not a curated record. Lineage: Eukaryota; Fungi; Ascomycota; Sordariomycetes; Sordariales; Podosporaceae.
AUGGCGGUUAUCACUCGAAAGCAGCCCAAACGGAAGGCCGCAGAGCCUCCCCAGACACAACCCAGUCCGAAAAGGGCCAUGCCACUGGGGACAUCUUCAACCAAAACCAGCCUCGUUAACCCACCAAAGACGGCCCCUGCUGAUGCCCAGGACACCAAGGAUCUCUACCACCGGUUCCGGAGCCGGUAUGACACCAACCCGCCCCAGGAUCAAGUAAGGGGCAUCUGGAGAUUCAUCAACCAGAUAAAGAAUCCCGACGUCGCGAAGCAUCUUCAGGAGUCUCUUGUCAUCUCCCUGCCCGAGUACGUGAAGUUGGGUUCAAGAAGUCGACUGGCGACACAAGUCAACGGCGUCCAGAGAAUUUUCAUUACGAUAUCCGGGAAAGUGACCUGGAAGAUGUUCUCUGAGGCGUUUGACAAGUAUGCGGCUUUGCAUUUGAAGGAGUGA